Arctia plantaginis is the source of this 85-nucleotide messenger RNA. The record is from the annotation of a GenBank genome assembly. NCBI's taxonomy places the organism in Eukaryota, Metazoa, Arthropoda, Insecta, Lepidoptera, Erebidae.
CUUAUAUCCUGGAUUUCGCCUGCUUUGUGAGCGGAAAAAGACCGAAAGAAAUUUCUUCAUUCGUGGAUCUUUACCGAAAAGUUAA